Molecule: messenger RNA, 1187 nt
Organism: Heterobasidion irregulare TC 32-1
Lineage: Eukaryota; Fungi; Basidiomycota; Agaricomycetes; Russulales; Bondarzewiaceae
Exons: 8
Coding region: 39-1010 (323 amino acids)
Cellular component (GO): nucleus; cytoplasm; cytosol
Molecular function (GO): arginase activity; manganese ion binding
Source: RefSeq, a predicted model, not a curated record
CCCAUUUUCUUCGUUAGUCCGUCGACAUCGACAUCCUCAUGGCUUCGAAAUCUAAGUUUCUUCCAGAGCCGAAAACCGUCGCAGUGGUAGGAUGCCCAUUCAGUGGUGGGCAGCACAGGGCUGGCGUGGACAAGGGCCCCAUUGAUCUCGUCGACGCCGGGCUCAUCCAGCAACUGACUGAUCUUGGAUGGAACGUCCAGUUUGACGGCCACCAUCAGUUUGAAGACAUCUCCGCUGAAGCUGACCCGCCGAUCGGAAAAUUGAAAAAUCCAAGGCUGGUGUCAAAAGUGACUGAAGCCGUCGCAAAAGCGGUCGGGGAGCACGCUAAGCAAGGUCAGCUUCCGCUGACUCUUGGGGGCGACCAUUCUCUGGCAAUGGGGACUAUUGGGGGAACGCUCUCAAAUUAUCCCGACUUGACCGUGAUUUGGGUUGACGCUCAUGCGGACAUCAACACGCCUGAAACGACAGAUUCAGGGAACAUCCACGGCAUGCCGGUUUCCUAUCUGCUCUCAUUGUCCGACUCUACCUCUGCUGGCCCUACCCCCGCUAAUGAGCCCGCGCCUUUCUCCUGGCUCGAUUCUAUUCACCUUUCCCCAGCACGUAUUGCGUACAUCGGGCUUCGUGACAUUGAUGCAGGAGAGAAGGCCUUGCUACGUAAACACAACAUCGCGGCAUUUUCGAUGCACGAAGUAGAUCGGUAUGGCAUUGGUCAGGUGGUGGAGAUGGCUUUGGACAAAGUGAAUCCUGGUAGGGAUAAGCCUAUUCAUCUGAGCUUCGAUGUGGAUGCCCUAGACCCCUCUGUUGCACCGAGCACUGGAACCCCUGUCCGUGGGGGCUUGACGUUCAGAGAAGGACACUACAUCUGUGAAAGGAUCUACGAGACAGGCCUCCUAGUCGCUGUUGAUUUGAUGGAAGUCAACCCAUCGCUGAAAGACCCGGAGAGUGUGAAACAAACUGUGGCCGUUGGAUGUUCUCUUGUUCGGGCCGCACUAGGGGAGACCCUUCUUUAACCCGGCGGCGUAAUGACGGUCAAUUAUUGAGUCAUUCUGUAUCUAAGAAGAGAUCAUGUCAGGAUAGAACUGUAUCCUUAGACGUAUGUGCCGAGAUUUGUAGUGGGACCCUGUAUGUCGAGUUAACGUGUGUGCAACUUUGUGAUCGCCGGCCGUUCUUCCAGGCGCAACCACGUC